Daktulosphaira vitifoliae (grape phylloxera) is the source of this 937-nucleotide messenger RNA. RefSeq lists its product as uncharacterized. Lineage: Eukaryota; Metazoa; Arthropoda; Insecta; Hemiptera; Phylloxeridae. The record is from RefSeq and is a predicted model, not a curated record. The transcript has 5 exons. Bases 89 to 739 code for a protein of 216 amino acids.
AUAAAAUAAAUCGAAUUUCAAUUAAUCUAUCAUUUCAAUUGUUUAACUUAUCAGUUUUAUUCGAAAACGUCGAUUUAUCAAACCAAUAAUGUAUUUUUACAUUUUCAUCGUGAUGUAUCUAACUGGAAGUCUUUCAAACGCAAUUCUUUUCACUUUUCCACCUUUGGACGAGAAAUCGAAAUUGAAUUCUUUAGCAGUGACGCGUGCAAAUGUUUUGUUUCAUGAUUAUAAAUGUAAUGAUAAAGGUAUGGAAUUAAAAUAUUUUAAACGCCUAUGGAAUCUAUUUAAACCGAUACAUAAGUUGGAAGAUAUAGACAUUGAAACAUUAUUCAUUGAUGAAGUUAAAAAUAAAGAAGGAUUUAUGAAAUUGAGUCAAUUUUUACAUCAAACGCUUAAUAUUGUACAAAUAGUUGAGAGUAAAUUAAAAACUAUUUAUGAAAAAUAUCAGUACCAAGAUAAUAAGAUGACUAAAAAAAAUUUUUUUGAAGCCAUAAAAGAAUUUAAAAUUAUUAUCACAGAGGAUGACGCUAAUGAAAUGAUACCUGGAGAACAAGAUUUCAGCUUUACAGAAUUCAGACAACUGUUCGCGCAAUUAUAUCACCAUGAACUCAAUAAAAAAUUGAUGCAUAUGACUGAAGAUGGGAUCAUAAUUGUCUUGAAUCCUCAAGACGAAACUGAAAAGAAGAGAAGCUCCAUCCUUAUGCGUUCCAGCUCAAUUAAAGUACUAAAUGUUAAUUAAUAAAAUCAAAGGAAUCGAAUAACUAUACUUACAAAAAUGAAAAAUAUGCUAAUUUUAAUAUUUUCUCCUGAUAUUAAUCUGAAAACAAAGUGUAAAAAUAAAUGAAAUAACUUCAUUUAAUUGUAAUUAACUAAUUGAUCAUAAUUAAACGCAUACAAUAUUUUCUUUAUUUUACAUACAUUAGCAAUUAUUUUAUUU